UUCACUACCACUGAGGUGAUAAGGACUUGCUUUUUAUGCUCUUAGGAUGGAACAGAAGCGGGACUUGUAAAAUGUUGCCUUGUAAGAAGAGAAGAAGUGGAGUGACCGAGUCUGUGCAGCAGCAAGAUGACCAGGAGGGCGAAGAUUUAGACCUUGAGGCUGCUGUGAAGGCAGACAUGGACCAGCUCCCAGACUGCACGUCAGAGUCACUGUCCUGGGGUCAGAGUCACGACAGUGCAGGGCGCCCUGAAGUGCACUCCAUGCAGGAUGUAGGCAGUCAGCUCAGUGUGGAGGGCACGCCUUUAAGCUCGAAGAUGCUCACCCAGCGUGUGAACUUAGCAGUAUCGGAAGCUGUUGAUGUACCGGUCUCUCAGGAAAUCCCCGUUCCUUCCUUGGAAUCUUCUCAUUCCCUUCCUGUACAUACGGAUAAAGGGAGACUCCAGUCCACUGCCUCAAGGAAAGGGAAGAAAAUUGCCUUCAUGCCUGGGCAGGUCACCAGAGAAGACGGAGGGGAUCACACUGUCCCAGAGGAGCCUCCUUCAGGAGAGCAUGCCGAAGAAGUCAAGGCAGAAGGAGGAGAACUUGAGAUGCAUUCUGAAGGGGAGUUACCCUCGCUGUCAUCAGGCAGUCAAUCUGCAAAACCGCGUGCCCAGCCUAGGAAGUCAUUCCAGCCAGACGGUUCUGCCUUUCCUCAAGAAAAGCCACUCGGACCUCUGGUUCGCCAAGCUGAGGAAGACAUGGAGGAUGGUGGACUCUUUAUUCCAACCGAAGAGCAAGAUGGUGAAGAAAGCGAUAAAAGGAAAAAACCUAAAAAGGGAACCAAGAGGAAGCGAGAUGGAAGGGGUCAGGAGCAAGGGACAAUGACGUACGACCCAAAAGUGGAUGACAUGCUGGACCGCACCUUAGAGGAUGGUGCCAAGCAGCACAAUCUGACAGCAGUAAAUGUCCGCAACAUCCUGCAUGAAGUAAUCACGAAUGAACACGUUGUGGCCAUGAUGAAGGCGGCCAUCAGUGAGACAGAAGACAUGCCGCUGUUUGAGCCUAAGAUGACCCGCUCUAAACUGAAGGAAGUUGUGGAGAAAGGAGUGGUAAUUCCGACAUGGAAUAUUUCACCAAUUAAGAAAGCCAGUGAAAUUAAGCCCCCACAGUUUGUGGAUAUUCACCUCGAAGAUGAUGACUCCUCAGAUGAAGAGUACCAGCCAGACGAGGAAGAGGAAGACGAGACAGCUGAAGAGAGCUUGUUGGAAAGCGAUGUUGAAAGCGCUGCUUCGUCUCCACGGGGAGUGAAGAGGUCCAGACUGCGGCUGUCCUCUGAAGCGGCCGAGGCAGAUGAGGAGAGUGGCGUGUUGUCCGAGGUUGAGAAGGUCGCCACCCCUGCUCUUAGGCACAUCAGUGCUGAGGUCGUGCCCAUGGGGCCUCCACCUCCUCCAAAACCAAAGCAGACCAGAGACAGCACUUUCAUGGAGAAGCUAAACGCAGUGGACGAGGAGCUGGCGGCUAGUCCUGUCUGCAUGGAUUCUUUCCAGCCCAUGGAGGACAGUCUGAUUGCGUUCCGAACACGCUCUAAGAUGCCUCUGAAAGAUGUCCCUCUGGGCCAGCUGGAGGCUGAGCUUCAGGCUCCAGACAUCACUCCGGACAUGUAUGACCCAAACACAGCUGAUGAUGAGGACUGGAAGCUGUGGCUGGGGGGCCUCCUAAAUGACGACGUGGAGAACGAGGACGAAGCAGAUGAUGACGAUGAUCCAGAAUAUAACUUCCUGGAAGAUCUUGAUGAACCAGACACAGAGGACUUUCGAACUGACCGCGCAGUGAGAAUCACUAAAAAAGAAGUGAAUGGGCUGAUGGAGGAGCUGUUUGAGACGGUGAGUAAUGAGUUUUGACUCAGUGGAUUAGUGGAAUUCUGUAGAACGCUCUGUCCUUUAUUAUUCACAAUUGUCUUUCCAGCAGAAUGGUCUGUCUGUGUCAGGGCCACCUAGGAGUAGAGUGGCCAGAAAGUUCUAAGUGGUAGCCUCUUGAUCAUCUUCUACAUGUUCUUCCUACAGGCUACCUUUGCAGACUAUCAUUAGGACACUGAUCACAGAUUUUGAUCAUAAAAUUGUAUCUUGAUUUUAGGCAGUGUUUUAGUUGAAGCAGAAAUUUGUAUAGCCCAGGAAAGUUUACCCUCCAAAGAGAGAUUGGACUGGGUGGUUCUAAAGGGGAGUAGCAGGUAAAUCUGUCUCUUGGAAGAUUUUUUGGUUGUGUGCGGACUGGAGAGAUGGCUCAGAAUCUGAGAGCACCUGCUGCUUUUCCAGAGGACCUAAGUUCAGAUGUCGGGUUGUAGGUGCCACACAGAGAGAGAAGCCCACCAAGAUGCUAAGCCUUCAUUUUCCAAAGGAGCAGAGUGGUUCAGCCUUCUCAGAAAAGACUGUCACCCAGCUAACUCACUCCAGUUACUUUAUUCAAACAUUCUACAAGGUUAAUUGGGGCUGGGCAAGGUUCCAAAUACAAAGUUAUCUUGCCCUUGCUGCCUGUGAGAGCAGACGGCCCACACAAACUUCAGUCCCUUUUGACCAUGGCUAACCAUAAUCAAAAUUAAGAACUCCAGGUUUGCCAGGAAUACCUUAGGAGCGAGGUUGGUACGGCUGCCAAUUCUCAGGUAACACUAAAUGCAGAUUCUCUAGAGAGACAUUUCUUCAAGGUUCAAACAGUCGCAGAACAAUUUCUCCUCUUCUACUGAUUGACCCGCCCAUAGUAAAGGCUUAGCUGAAACCCUGCACUCAAAGACACACACAAAGGCUUUACAUACAUACAUACAUGCCACUACGCCUUCCCC
Rattus rattus (black rat) is the source of this 2812-nucleotide messenger RNA. RefSeq names its product GON-4-like protein. The transcript has 12 exons. The record is from RefSeq and is a predicted model, not a curated record. Bases 36 to 1880 code for a protein of 614 amino acids. Gene Ontology annotation, cellular component: nucleus. Gene Ontology annotation, biological process: regulation of DNA-templated transcription. Gene Ontology annotation, molecular function: transcription coregulator activity. Lineage: Eukaryota; Metazoa; Chordata; Mammalia; Rodentia; Muridae.